CCUAUUUUUCUAAUAUACUCUAUGUAUUGCUGCAUCAUAUAUGUCCUGACAACUAGCUGGUCUAGCUGGUUGGGACUUUUCAUUGUCAGCUCAACUUAGCUGCUGAAGCUGAUCAACCAUAGAAGACUUGAUGCCACCACUGUCUACUCGAGAUUGUUGUGCCAGCUCACCCCAGCAUCAGUGAUGAUGAUGGCUCUGAGGAGGAAGAUGAUGAUGUGGCAGACCCUGACUUCCUCCCACCCACCCACAACCUGGACACUCCAGGCCCGAGUGAUAUGGGCCCCUCUGCCAAGAGGAAGUGUGUGGAGCCUGCAGUGGAGGUGCUUGAAGAGCCAGCACCACAAGCAAAGAGGCCAACUAAGAAGGGGAAGCCAGGGACAACAGAAUAGGCAGGCCUCCACUCAGGAUCACAAAGGAGAUGGAGAAUAAGGCUGUCCCUCGUGGAACGUAUGACUACGUCACCAGUGACGAUGGGAUCCUGGCCCUCAGGUGGAAGGACAACAGGAUCGUCACUCUGCUGUCAACAGACAUGGGGGCGGAGCCCAUGUCCUCAGUCUACUGGUACUGCAGUGACACCAAGAGGAAGGAACAAGUGAGCUGCCCUGCUGUCGUCAAGAGCUACAAUGCCAACAUGGGGGGCAUUGACAAGCGUGACAAGAGUGACAUGCUGGUCCACAUCUACUGCACCCCCAUGAAAUCAAAGAGGUGGUACAAGCGCAUGUUUGCUUACUCUGUUGAUGUCAGCCUCACGAAUGCCUGGGUUUUCUACAGGUGGGACUGCAAGUCUCUUAGCCUUCUGGAUGGCCUGUCUUUAAAAAAAAUUAGGAUCCAGGUGUUCAGGGAAGCCAGCAGCCAGAGGCCAGUCACAUCUAAUCCCUGAAGGAGCUCAGCAUUUCCAGGCAGCCUCAGCACAUCUACUGACAUCCCCACGCCUGUCCGGGGACACUGCAGCCACACCCCAGAUAGUUAUGUGCGGUUUGACAUGUCCCUG
Xyrauchen texanus (razorback sucker) is the source of this 991-nucleotide messenger RNA. RefSeq names its product piggyBac transposable element-derived protein 3-like. The coding region runs from base 419 to 880 and encodes 153 amino acids. Gene Ontology annotation, molecular function: sequence-specific DNA binding. The record is from RefSeq and is a predicted model, not a curated record. The transcript is spliced from 2 exons. NCBI's taxonomy places the organism in Eukaryota, Metazoa, Chordata, Actinopteri, Cypriniformes, Catostomidae.